GGCAUUUGCCUUGUGCACAGCCAGUGCUACCGAGCCAGGUUCAAUUCCUCUGCCCCUCUCAGAGAGCCCGGCAAGCUACCUAGAGUAUCUCGCCCGCACAGCAAAGCCUGGCAAGCUACCCGUGACGUAUUCAACAUGCCAAACACAGAUGAGGCCAACUCCCAAACUUCUGGUGGGACUUAUCCUGCUGACUUUCUGUGUGGUGGACUGCUGCGGCCAACACUGGUCCUAUGGAUUACGCCCUGGAGGAAAGAGAAAUACUGAAGAUUUGAUUGAUUCUUUCCAAGAGAUAGCCAAGGAAGUUGAUAAACUUGCAGAACGUCAACAGUUUGAAUGUGCAAAACCCCGUUCUCCACUCAGGGACCUGAAAGGAGCUCUGGAAAGCCUGAUUGAAGAGGAAGCUGGGCAGAAGAAAAUUUAACUCUGCUUCAAUCAGUCCCAAAUAUAACUGACAUGGUAAUUGAUGACCCAUUUAAUAUCUAUAAACUGUAUGUGGCAGAAACCCUUAA
Sorex fumeus (smoky shrew) is the source of this 509-nucleotide messenger RNA. RefSeq names its product gonadotropin releasing hormone 1 (gene GNRH1). Gene Ontology annotation, cellular component: extracellular region. NCBI's taxonomy places the organism in Eukaryota, Metazoa, Chordata, Mammalia, Eulipotyphla, Soricidae. The record is from RefSeq and is a predicted model, not a curated record. Gene Ontology annotation, biological process: multicellular organism development. Bases 149 to 421 code for a protein of 90 amino acids. The transcript has 4 exons. Gene Ontology annotation, molecular function: gonadotropin hormone-releasing hormone activity.